Molecule: messenger RNA, 1236 nt
Organism: Pedinophyceae sp. YPF-701
Lineage: Eukaryota; Viridiplantae; Chlorophyta; Pedinophyceae
Source: the annotation of a GenBank genome assembly
AUGGCCGCCCCUGCCCCAGUCCUUGGCCUUCCCGGGGACCUCAUCCGGCCCGGAGAUGCCAUUGAUGAGUACGUGAGCAAGGUCGGCGGCGCGCCGGUGUGGCCUGGCUCCAGCGUUCCAGGCGCGGAAGCCGGCCCGCCCGCGUCUGUUGCACCAGGCGCGUGCGCGAGCUGCGGAGCGGCGAUGCAUCUCGUCCUGCAGGCCCACGCCCCGCUCGACCAUUCAGACACAGUCUCUACGCGGGACAGGUUCUUGUUUGUUUUCGCCUGCGCGGAGGAUGGCUGUCAUGGUGGCGCAGGCGCUUGGACGGCCCUGCGCGCCCAGCGCUGUCCAAAUGCCGCGACUUUGGCGACCCGAAACGGCUCACAUGCACAUAGCGAUGCCCCCGGCGAGGCUGCGGCAGCUGCAGCUCCUCCGGCGAGCACAUCGGGGACGGGCGGGGCGCAACAGGCGGCCAGUACAGCGGCGGCGGACUGGGGCCUCGGGGACGACGACGAUGACGACGACUCCAUCGAAGAGAUGUCUCACGCGUUCCGCAACAUGCUCUCAGAGGCCGGCAAGCGCAAGCACGAGCAGGAGCCGAAGCAGGCCAGGCAGAAGCGUCCUGGCGCGAUGGUGACGCAGGGCGACAGGGCGUUGGGGGAGUUUUACAUCUUGGCUGAAGAUGAGCCGGCGGAGCGCGCCCUGACAGCGGAGGAACGCAAGCGGCUUGAGCGGCGGGCCGAGGAGGCCGAGGGACGAGAUGCUGCGGCGGAGGCCGCGCCGGCCGCGACGGACGCGGCGCGAAAGGCGACUGGAGGCGCGGCACCGGGCGGCGCGGGCGCAUCGUGGCAGGGGGAGCAGUACGAGAAAGACGCGGCCGUGGGGGCGUCGCACGAGUGGCUGAAGAUGCAGCGGCGCCUCGCGCGGCGCCCCGAGCAGGUCGCCCGCUACGCUCGAGGCCUGCAGGUGUUGUGGCCGAGCGACGAGACGCGGCAUCCGGGGCACUGUGCUGCGUGUAGCGCGCCGCGGACGUUCGAGCUGCAGAUCGUGAGCCCGCUGAUCGUCGCGCUGUCGGACGCGGCCGACUGGCACGUGAGCGAGGGGCGGCCGUCGUCGCUAGUCGUCCGGCCGCCGGGGUCGUGGGACUGGGCCUGCGUCGUCGUGGCGACGUGCAGCGCAGGGUUCUGCGCGGGGACGGAGAGCCGCGGCGGGUGGGCGUGGAGCAGGGAGGAGGUCCUCGUGCUCAAGGAGUAG